Metarhizium robertsii ARSEF 23 is the source of this 516-nucleotide messenger RNA. RefSeq lists its product as uncharacterized. NCBI's taxonomy places the organism in Eukaryota, Fungi, Ascomycota, Sordariomycetes, Hypocreales, Clavicipitaceae. Gene Ontology annotation, molecular function: copper ion binding. Bases 1 to 516 code for a protein of 171 amino acids. The transcript has 2 exons. The record is from RefSeq and is a predicted model, not a curated record.
AUGCCGCUCGAGGUGGCCGUCUUCUCAGGCGAAUCGGCCCUCAAGGCCCAAAGCCAAGGCGCCUCGCGCGUCGAGCUCAACGCCCCCGGGUCGUACCACGUCGGCGGCACCACGCCCCCCAUCGCCGAGCUCAAGAGGAUCGCGGCAAAGGUCACCAUCCCCGUGCGCAUCAUGAUCCGCCCCCGCGGCGCGCCCGGCGACGGAUCCCCCGACUUCGUCUACACGCCCAAGGAGGUCGCCGCCAUGGCCCAGUCGAUACGCGACUUCAAGGCCACGGGGCUCCUCAACCCCUUCCGCGGCGACGGCUUCGCCGGACGCAUCCAGUUCGUCCUCGGCGGCGGCCUGCGCGCCUCCAACGUCGAGCGCGUCGCCGGCCGCUUCAGCACCUACGAGAAGGGCAGCGUGUGGAUGCACACGGCCGCCCUGAGCAGCCGUCCCGACCACCCCGCCGAGGAGAUUGACUCCAACGAGCUGGUGGGCAUGCUGGCAAGCUUGGGUUCCGUCCCGGUGCGGUAG